Messenger RNA from Homalodisca vitripennis (glassy-winged sharpshooter), 2926 nucleotides. RefSeq names its product protein regulator of cytokinesis 1-like. Bases 157 to 2247 code for a protein of 696 amino acids. Gene Ontology annotation, molecular function: microtubule binding. Gene Ontology annotation, biological process: mitotic spindle midzone assembly; microtubule cytoskeleton organization. The transcript has 14 exons. Gene Ontology annotation, cellular component: spindle; mitotic spindle midzone; cytoplasm. Lineage: Eukaryota; Metazoa; Arthropoda; Insecta; Hemiptera; Cicadellidae. The record is from RefSeq and is a predicted model, not a curated record.
UUCAAAUCAAACGGUUUUGUUGUGGCGCGGUUAACUGGUUAUUUCAUGAGUGAGCGUAUGCAGUAACUUGAUACAUUUUAAGUCGAUACAAAGACUAUUGCUUAGUUUAUUAGUGUUUUUAUUUAAGAUUGACUUGUUUUAUAUACAUUUUUCAUAAUGAGUGGACGUUUAGAAAAUCAAGAACUAAAACUUAUUACCUCUCAUUUACAUGAUAUAACUGAAGAAAGCAUCAAAGAACUCCAGACAAAUUGGAUUUCCAUUUAUGGAUCAACAGAUACAGACGCUAUUAAAGAAAGGUUGAAGACAGUGCAGGAUGAUCUGAAGAAAUUCUGGGAGGACCAAAUUGAGGAUGCGGUGAACACAAUGAAUCAUCUGGUAGUGAGAGUCGAAAGUUUGGCCAAGGAGGCAUUCAAUUUGGAGAAGGUACUGGGAUUACCAAGUAAUUCCACCUCUCAAAGUCUAUCAGAUGCUCCGUUAGUAAAGCUAGAAGACAAACUGAAAAAACUGGUCAGUUCUUACAAUGAAAUCAAGAAGGAACGUAUGAGAGAAUAUUUAGAACUGAAGGACCAAGAAAAUGAAUUGUGUGAAAUUCUGGGUGAGACACCACAGUUGUUAGACUACAAUAGCCCGUCAGACCAAACAUUCUCGGAGAACAAGAGUCCGAGAUCUUAUAUUCCGAAUGGAGAGGACGUAGCCGCAGCUGUCACCCGUAUUGAGACCCUGAGGAGCCGUCAGGUUGAAUUGGAGAAUGAGUUCGACAAGUUAAAGUGUGAACUUAAAACAAUAUUGGAAGAAUGUGAGAUAAGGCCAUUUAACAAGGUUGAGAAUGCAGCGUUCGGAUAUGAUGUAGUGUUUCCCUGCACUAAGAUGAACCUGGAAAUGUUGGUGGAGACAACUGUGGGCUAUCGGCUCGUAAGGGCUGACCUGUCUGCGAAAGCUAAUGAGCUCCGAAAUCAAAUAUCAAGUCUGUGGACAAAAAUGUUAAAAGAUCAAGACGAGUUACAAGAUUAUCUUGCAAUGUAUAAAGGCUUUACAAAUUCCACUAUUACACAGCUUGAAGAAAAGCUGAAGGAACUGAAGCUUGAGAGGAAAGAAAAGAUGAAGGAGCUUAUUCUUGCCAGCCGUGUCGCACUGGACGAGUUGUGGACAAGGUGUUGCUACACAGAUGAACAGCGUUCCCAGUUCAAGCCAUAUUACGUUAACCACUACAACGAGGACGUGCUUGACCUUCAUGAGCUUGAAGUUGAAAGACUUCAGUUCUUUUUUGAAGAGCACAAACAUAUCUAUCAACUGGCAGCUCGUCACGAGGAACUUUGGGAAAGACUUCUACAUCUAGAAGAGCAAGCUAAAAGGAGUGACCGGCUAUUCAAGAACCGAGGUGGCCAGCUAUUACUGGAGGAAAAAGAAAGAAAGCUUGUGCAAAAGAAACUGCCCAUUAUUAAAAAGGAACUCAUCUCUUUGCUUGAACAAUAUAAAAACACCACAGGCAGUGAUUUCCUAUAUUUUGGGGAACCAUUACUGGAGAUUCUUGAACAAAAAGAAGAAGAGCGGAAAGCAUCAAAAGAAAAUGAAAAACUGCAGAGGAAGGCCGCCAACGUGGAGGCAUUGCAGUUGGAGAGCCGGCUGGGUGCGCGGCCCGCUACAACCAUCGCCGGAGGCAAACGCAAAUUGUUGACACCUCAGUCCACUAACGUAAGCAACAAAAUAAUUAAGCUGUCGGCCCAUACAACAGGCAGUUCUGUCAACAGCACUGCCAGCUCCAAGAGCGCGUCUCACCACGGGCGGAAGCAGGUUAACCGGGAUGAAGCAGCUGCUUUACGCAAGCGAAUGCAGUCACCAUCACGACCAGGGUGUUCUGCUUUCAUGCCCCGGACACCUUCCAGUAAGACACCGGUCCCUAGAACACCUGCCUCAAAGACGCCUAUGCCGAGAACGCCUGCAGCUAGCGACCUAAAUAACGGUAGCCCAACAUAUGAGUCGUUUCAGGAGCACAUGAACACGAUGAGCAAUGAGGGCUGCUUGAGUUCCACGAAAGAUUUGGGCAAAAGUGUGUUAAGGCCGAGAAAUCUAAGAACGAGGGCUGAUUCCCCUAGAGUGACACCUUACAAGACCCCGUCCAAGACCCCAACCAAGAUCCCUUUCAGGAUUGCCACAGGGUCCAAGAUACCAAGUGUAGUGCCACCCAUCAGCCCAAGGAGUGCCCAUAAACUCACAGCAUCUCGAGUAAAACUCCCCAUUAUUUUUUAACUUGUCUAUUAUUCUGCCCUGUAAGGGAAUUGCAAUGUUUUUACAAAUUGUAUAUAUUUCAUCAGUUAACUUCCAUGUUUCUAUUUAUAUUAGACUUUUCAUUCUUGUUAUUUAACGUAUUAUAUUUUUAAGAUUUCAUAAUCGUUAUGUGUUUCAUUUGCAUCCGCUUCAAAGUUUUUGGAAUGUUUUUGCGGUUGUGUGCUUUAAUAAUUGUGCAUUAUUAAUCAAUGUAUAUACUAUUGAAUAUACUGUUUAACUUAUGAUAAAUAUGCAAUACAAAAUUUAAAUAACACUUGAUACAACUGUGCUUAAAAGUUAAAUAAUUAUAUCACUUAACAGUGUAUGUAUGUGUAAACUAUAUAACGUUAUUUGUAUUCUUGUAAGAGUAAAAGUAAUGUUUAAACAGUUUGGUUACCAACACAAAGUAAAUUUGUACUGUGUAAUUGUUGUUACUGUCUGGAGUGAUUUAAUGUUAAGAAAUUACUCAUUUUAAAUAAAGGUAACGAAGGUAAGGCUUUGAAAUCCGAUAUUUCCUCUUCAAUUUCUAUCCAAUGCUUUAAAUUUAAUCAUAACACCAUUCUUUAGUAAUAUUGUAUACAUUUUUUAGUAUGCUGUUAUGUGAGAUAAAUUCCUAAAUGAGCUGUACAUAUUUUGUUAUUAUUAAAAUAUUUUAUACUAA